UCGCCGACAGUCAGGAAGAGAAAAGGCCGAAGAUUCCCGAAGCUCAGUCCGAACCUCGGAGCCUCGAACGCGGAACACUCCCUCGGUGACAGUCAGGACCGAAUCACUGCUCCGACCUUUCUAGCAGUCAUGGCAGAACUUGCGAGUCUGGUGCAGCGGCUGGAGGUGGCAGUGGGCCGUCUGGAGUCCAUGUCCGGGCCCGGUGGCAGCUCUGGUGGCUCCGCUGGUGGAGUUGUGUCUGCGUACGUGGAGGCUUAUGACGAGAUCGUGAAGACUUCAGUGGCCAACUACUUAACCCUGAGUCAGCAGAUCGGUGGAGAUGUCCAGAAACAUGCUGAGAUGAUGAAGCAGGCGUUUGCGUGUCAUAGGCAACUGCUGGUGACUGCUGCCUCCAGCCAGAAGCCCUCUGAUGCGGUUCUGAGCUCCAUCUUGCAGCCGAUGUCUAAGUCGAUCAUGCAGGUGCAGUCAUUUCGGGAGAGCCGCCGCGCCUCACAGUUCUUCAACCACCUCUCCACCGUCAGCGAGAGUGUUCCGGCGUUCGGCUGGGUCACCAUGUCUCCGAAACCAGGACCUUACGUCAAAGAGAUGCAGGACGCAGGGAUGUUCUACUCCAACCGCGUGCUGAAAGACUACAAGGAGAAGGACAAGACGCACGUGGACUGGGCCAGAGCUUACAUGUCCAUUUGGGCCGACAUGCAGGCCUACAUUAAGCAGCACCACACCACCGGGCUCACCUGGAGCAAGACGGGUCCCGUUGCCACGGUGUCUGCAGCUCCCCCUAGCGCUCCUGCAGGUGGAUGUCCUCCUCCCCCUCCCCCUGGGCCUCCCCCACCCAUGCUGGAGACCUGCAGCGACUCCAAACAGUCCGGCGACGACGGCAGAAACGCUCUGUUCGCUGCCAUCAACCAAGGAUCCAACAUCACCCGCGGUCUAAAGCAUGUGACGGACCAAGAAAAGACCCACAAGAACCCGGCCCUCAGGGGUCAGUCAGCUGUGGUGGUGGAGCCAAAGCGGCCGCAACCGACGACCAGACCUGCCGCCGCCCCGGCAGUCGCCAAGACCCCGGUCCUGGAGCUGGAGGGCAAGAAGUGGAAAGUGGAGUACCAAGAGUGCAAUCAGAACCUGAUGAUCUGCGACACGGAGCUGAAACAAGUGGUUUACGCCUUCAAGUGCAACAAGAGCACUCUGCAGAUCAAGGGCAAGAUCAACUCCAUCACCAUCGACUCUUGUCAGAAAAUGGGUCUGGUGUUUGAGGACGUCGUCGGCAUCGUGGAGGUCAUCAACUGCCGGGACGUGAAGGUCCAGGUGAUGGGCAAGAUCCCAACCAUCUCCAUCAACAAGACGGACGGCUGCCACGUCUACCUGAGCAAGGACUCGCUGGACUGUGAGAUCGUCAGCGCCAAGAGCUCGGAGAUGAACAUCCUGGUGCCCAACAAGGACGGAGAGUUUACGGAGAUGCCGGUUCCUGAGCAGUUCAAGACCAUCUGGGAUGGCUGCAAGCUGGUCACCACAUGCACUGAGAUCGCAGGGUAGGAACCUGCUCCCGCUCAGCGCCACCCGACCGAUCGACCAUCCACCAGCUUCCCACUCUAGACUGAGAAUCAUGCCCCACCCACGUCCCCUCCUCAGCCAAUCACAGCUUCAGCUGUUCCCACGCCAACGAGAGGACCGCUCGCACCAUCCGGAGCUUUUCCUCCAGCCAAUCAGCAGGGGGCAGUCUUUUUAAUUCAUCAUUCCUUUUUUAUUUGCCAAGUUCCUGUUUUGUGUCUGUCUGGAUACGGAUGCUAAAUCGCCCGAAUUAUGAGACCUGAAGAGGGCGCUAGAGUUCUGACCAUGAAUAUGCAAUCCAACGCGCGAGCACUUGACUGAGUUCAUAUCAGGAUCUUACAGAGCGGUUCACAUUGGUCAUGACAUUCCUGACUCCCCGUAACAUUCCACCAAAGGGAACAUGUGAGAGAAAGUUGUGGCAGAUCUUCUCACCCAUCAUGGGAUGGUGACGUCUUCGACUCACUUUGCUGCAUUUUCUUCUGUGUCGUCUCUUUUUCUCGGCCUCCUGGGUUCUGUUCAUUAGUACUGGAGACAUCAAUAAAUAAAAACGUUGCAAUAACACACCA
Molecule: messenger RNA, 2114 nt
Organism: Synchiropus splendidus (mandarinfish)
Lineage: Eukaryota; Metazoa; Chordata; Actinopteri; Syngnathiformes; Callionymidae
Gene: cap1
Product: CAP, adenylate cyclase-associated protein 1 (yeast)
Exons: 13
Coding region: 130-1533 (467 amino acids)
Biological process (GO): regulation of adenylate cyclase activity; cytoskeleton organization; cell morphogenesis
Cellular component (GO): cytoplasm
Molecular function (GO): adenylate cyclase binding; actin binding
Source: RefSeq, a predicted model, not a curated record